CCUCGCUGCCUCGUGUCAGGCCGCGGGAGCCCAUGGAGGAAAAGGAGGAUAAGCAGCAAGAGCAUAAAAUAGAAGAUGGUGGUAUAGUGUAUGUAACUGGAAAAAAAGAAGAAAUCAAACAACCUGGAAAAAGUAUACAACAUUCAAAACCAUUUGUCGGGAGAGGACGUAUAUAUUAUGCAAAAUUCAUUCAUACAAAUGCAAGAACAUUGAAUGAACCAGUUCCCUACAUAGAUCCCAGAAAAGGGCCAGAAAAGCAGGGUGACUGGUGGUCACAUGGUAAAAGACUGGAGCAUCCCUUCCAACCACCUUAUGACACUAAAAGCACCCAGAGGAGUGACUUUCAAAAGCCAGCAUGUCCAUUGGUUUUGCCAGUCAAACACAGCAAGUUGCAAAAGCCUUCUUGUGGAAUAGUUCCACUUGCCUCUCCUGAUGCAUCAGCAGAACUUCAAAAGAAUUUUAUAGAACACAUCUCUUUUUUACAUCAAUAUGAUGCUAGGAAAACUCCCAACGAGCCCAUCCGGGGAAAGCGACAUGGAGCUUUUGUGCAGACAGAGAUAAAACCAGGGAGUAGGCCAAUAAUUCCUACGGGAACGGAGGUAUUACGGAAUGCUCUAGGGUCAUGCUCAUCAGAACAGUCCAAAAAAACAGAGAAAGGAAACUCAGCGGAAAGCAAAAUGAUCUCACCAGGUCUCUGCCGACAAAAUUCCCCAGAGCUGUUAGAGACUGAAACUCACUUAUCAGAAACAGACGUCAGAGAGGCAGCCAAGGCAUGCCCCAGAAGUCCUGAAAGAAGGGAGAAGGCUGCAGACAUCUUCCAAGCAACUGCAGUAAACGCUCUUCUCCCCAGGCAUGAUCAUUUCAAUCCACCAAUAAAAAGUCAGGAUAAGUCAGGAUAAAUUACCUUCUUCAGAUAAAAAUCUAAUCCUUGGGAUGGAGAGGAAUUAUGGAAUCACAGAAACCCUCACAGUUGCUUUUUUUGUUAUCGAUAACCUAAAUUUCAAUUUACAUAAAUGGGAAAAUGAAAAAAGACAAUUAAA
Messenger RNA from Neogale vison (American mink), 1040 nucleotides. It is a transcript of the gene CIMIP6, whose product is annotated as chromosome 8 C2orf73 homolog. The record is from RefSeq and is a predicted model, not a curated record. NCBI's taxonomy places the organism in Eukaryota, Metazoa, Chordata, Mammalia, Carnivora, Mustelidae. The transcript is spliced from 5 exons. The coding region runs from base 33 to 899 and encodes 288 amino acids.